This is a messenger RNA of Dunckerocampus dactyliophorus (ringed pipefish), 720 nucleotides long. Its product is annotated as gamma-crystallin M2-like. The transcript has 3 exons. Gene Ontology annotation, molecular function: structural constituent of eye lens. Lineage: Eukaryota; Metazoa; Chordata; Actinopteri; Syngnathiformes; Syngnathidae. Bases 128 to 661 code for a protein of 177 amino acids. Gene Ontology annotation, biological process: lens development in camera-type eye; visual perception. The record is from RefSeq and is a predicted model, not a curated record.
UGGGCAGCUCAUUUGAAUGACAAUCAUUCCACUGGCAUUGCAUUUCAUCAGCCUUCAUAUAAAAGUGGAGUGGCAGCAAGGCAGCCUGAAUGAAGGAUUUUGAUGUGAUGAAAGUGACUAAGUGACCAUGGAGCGCACAGGGAAGAUUUUCUUCUACGAGGACAAGAACUACCAGGGCCGCUACUUUGAAUGCAGCAGUGACUGUCCUGAGCUCAGCUCCCACCUGAGCCGCUGCAACUCCAUCCGGGUGGAAGGCGGCACUUGGGUCCUCUACGAAAGGCCCCAGUACAUGGGCUACCAGUAUGUGCUGGUGCAGGGCGAGUACCCCAACUACCAGAGCUGGAACGGCUUCAAUGACACCAUCCGCUCCUGUCGCCUGAUCAGACACCCUCCAAGCAGGCACAGGAUUCGCAUCUACGAACGUCCAGACUUUGACGGCCAGAUGAUGGAAUUCAGCGACGACCAGCCGAACCUGCAGGACCGCUGGCGCUACCGGGACGUUCACUCGGCUCAUGUUCAAGAUGGCAUUUGGGUCUUCUACGAGCAGCCCAACUACAGGGGGCGCCAGUACCUGCUGGAGAAGGGCGAAUACAGGCGGCAUGCCGAGUGGGGGGCCCUUCAUCCCACUGUGGGCUCCAUGAGGCGCGUUGCAGACUAUUAGCCCACCGCCACCUCCCUCCCCCAACCUGAUCCUCCCCUGCAAUAAAUGCACAAGCUUGA